AUGGCAGCCGGUACCACGCGCUACGAGCCACUCGACAUUGAUGAGGAUGGCGUAAAAUAUCCUAAGCCGUCGCUACCACGGUCGGUGUUCCUAGCGCCGCGGACGAGGAGCGAUUGGAUCUUUGUGGCGGCCAAUGCGAGCAUGUUUCUCAUCACAGCGCUCUUCUGGUUGUCCGGACCCAAGAGCGCCCUGUCAGAGCUGGAGUGCGCCAACGUAGCGUCUUCAUACUCGCCGGCGCUUCCCUCGUUGCACUUCUGGGAGGGGAACUUCGAUAAUGAUUUCAAGCACGAGAGCAUCUAUCGCGGGCCGCCGACAAGGGAACUAGAGAAGGCGUGGGACGACCUAUGGCAUCACCAAGGUGUUGGCGUAUCGCAGCAGGGAUUGGUCGCUAUGAACAAGACUCAUGGCAACUAUCUGCACACCAAUAGGAGUACCGCGGCAAACCCAGAAUAUUACGCGUUGAACAUCAUACGCCAAGCGACGUGGCCGAUGGCCCUAUACGACAAGAGUUGGGGGGAGGAGCUCCAGCCGAUGAACGUGUCGAAUAGCCAGGGCCGCGCGCACGUCGACCACUGCGUCGAGACGUUGCGGCUAUCGCUCAUGUGCUUCGGCGACGUGACACCGAUGCUGCUGCUGACCGAGGACGGGACGCUCAACACCAGCACGGCCGACUUUAACGUGCACCACAAGUGCCGUAGCUACGAUCAGAUCCGGGACUUUGUGGAUGCGUCGGGGGUUGAUCCUAUCGGCUAG
Messenger RNA from Cordyceps fumosorosea ARSEF 2679, 753 nucleotides. RefSeq lists its product as hypothetical. Lineage: Eukaryota; Fungi; Ascomycota; Sordariomycetes; Hypocreales; Cordycipitaceae. The record is from RefSeq and is a predicted model, not a curated record. Gene Ontology annotation, biological process: mycotoxin biosynthetic process. The coding region runs from base 1 to 753 and encodes 250 amino acids. The transcript is spliced from 4 exons.